Molecule: messenger RNA, 12174 nt
Organism: Chiloscyllium plagiosum (whitespotted bambooshark)
Lineage: Eukaryota; Metazoa; Chordata; Chondrichthyes; Orectolobiformes; Hemiscylliidae
Product: FRAS1-related extracellular matrix protein 2-like
Biological process (GO): homophilic cell-cell adhesion; cell communication; anatomical structure morphogenesis
Cellular component (GO): membrane
Molecular function (GO): calcium ion binding
Source: RefSeq, a predicted model, not a curated record
CCCAGCGACGGGAGUUUAUAGCCUGGAGUCUGGGUUGGUGCAGGGUGCAAUCUGUUGCUGCGAUCCAAAGGGAGAAAGAGACACAAGAGUGGUUGCAAACUUGGUCCUCAACAACAGCACAGAGGAAGCAUAAGAGAAUUGUCACUUUUUUUUUGAAACACAUGAGAGCCAGAGGGACUAAUCUGUGCAGAUCAUUUGCUGAGUGAAAGGGAAGGAAGAGGAAAUAAAUCUUGGUGAGAAGAAAGUAAAGACCAUGGGAAGUUUGCAGCGGAGAGGGAAGAGUGAGUGCCGCAGUUUGUGUCUGUGUGUGGCCAGGCUGCUGCUGUUGUUGGCUUUGACAGUGACAGGUAGCACAGCGGGCUAUGAGAGUUUGGAAAGUGCGGAACUCUACUACGGGUUCAUGUCGGGACUGUCCGAGGACUCCAUCCUUCUGGCCAACAACGGCAUCCGUGUGCCCUUCGGCCGCUCGGUCGACCUGGACCCCAUCCACGACCUGGUCAUCCAGGUGCAGCCGGGGGACAAGUGCACGGUCACGGUCCUGGGCAACGACCCGCUGUCCCAGCGGCCGGGCCAGCUGAGCCCCAAGAAGUUCCCGUGCGACUUCGGCCGGGACGAGGUGAAGUACUCGCACUUCGGCUCCCGGAGCCCGUCCCGGGACCGGGUGAAGCUGCAGCUGAGGUACGACAGCCAGACGGACACGGUGAUCAUCCCGUUCAUGCUGGAGGUCGAGGUGGUCUUCACGCAGCUGGAGAUCGUCACCCGCAACCUGCCGCUGACCGUCGAGCGCCUCCUGGGCACCAGCAACGCCAUCGACCGCAAGGUGCUGGAGCUGAGCUACCAGCCGAGCUGGCAGCGCUGCCGCCUGGCUACCUUGAGUGGCGCCGGCGGCCUCCCUCGCUACGGGCGGCUGCUGGACGAGAGGCGAGGUGGAGAAGGAGGAGGAGGAGGAGGGGGCCAGUUGCUGGACUGCCAGGAGUUCCUGGACUCGGGCGUGCGGUACCGCCACGUCGCGGCCAGCGGCUCGCCGAACCGGGACUACAUCCCGGCGGUGGUGGAGCUGCAGGACGCCGAGGGCCAGCUCCUGAAGCAGGAGUACUUCCAGAUCGUGGUGAGGAUCCGAGGCGGGGCGGACAACACGGCGCCCAAGCCCAGCUUCGUGGCCAUGAUGAUGAUGGAGGUGGACCAGUUCGUGCUGACCGCCAUCACCCCGGACAUGCUGGCGGCAGAGGACGCCGAGAGCGAGCCGGGAGAGCUGGUCUUCAACAUCACGGCGCCGCCGCCGCUCGGCUCGGUGGUGAGCACCGACGACCGGCACCUGCCCAUCACCUCCUUCUACCAGCGCGACCUGCAGGAGCUCAAGAUCGCUUACCAGCCGCCGGCCGCCGACUCCGACCACGAGAGGAUCUUCCAGAUCGAGUUCGAGGUGGUGGACACCGAGGGCGCGGUGUCCGAGCCGUUCGCCUUCGUGGUGGUGGUCAAGCCGAUGAACACGCUGGCGCCGGUGGUCAGCCGCAACACCGGGCAGCUGCUGUACGAGGGUCAGUCCCGGGCCCUGUCCAGCUCCCGCAACCUGCAGCUCAGCGACGAGGACAACCUGCACGAGGUCAGGCUCACCGUGCUCGACGGCCUGAGGCACGGCCAGCUCACCGUGCUGGGCUCCCGCCGCAAGUUCUUCACCGCCGCCGACUUGGACGCGGGCACCGUGCUCUACCAGCACGACGGCAGCGACACGUACAGCGACAACAUCGUCUUCCGCAUGACCGACGGCGAGCACGACGUCGAGUUCCUCUUCCCCAUCACCGUGGUGCCCACCGACGACGAGCCGCCCGUCGUCAACGCCAACACCGGCCUGAGCGUGCGCGAGCACCAGGCCGCGCCCAUCUCGCCCUUCGCGCUCAGCGCCACCGACGUCGACUCCGAGGACUCGACCAUCCGCUUCGCGCUCGAGCCGCCCGCGGCCACCGUCGGGGAGCUGGUCCUCCGGCAGCUGGAGCCCCCUGCCGACCCUUCCUCCUGGCAGUACUCCGAGACGGCGGGCGCCUAUGAGAAGGUGGUGAGCGAGUGGUCCCAGCAGGACAUCCUGGACGGCAGGCUCUUCUACCGCCAUGUGGGCCCUCACAGCACCCAGGCGGUGAUGGAGCAGCUGGUCUUCCGUGUGCGCGACGACAACGACCCGCCCAACCAGUCUGGCGAGCACACCUUCGUGAUCAAAAUCCAACCGGUGGACGACGUCGCCCCCGAGCUGUACCCGGGCACCAGUUUGCAGAUGGUGGUGGAGGAGUACCGCCUGACCCACUUUCGCAGGAAGGUUCUUCGCUACACCGACUUGGAUUCGGAUGACAGGGAUCUGAGGUACACUGUUACAAAGCCCCCCACCGACACCGACGAGAACAACCCCGUGCAAAUGGGCAACAUCGUCUUGACCGAAAGCCCCAACACCCUGGUGGGUGAGUUCACCCAAGCUCAGGUCAACCACCACAAAAUUGCCUACCGACCGCCCGAUGUGGAGCUUGGAAUCACUCCUCAUGUGGUUCAGUUUGAGUUUACAGUGGAAGACACGGCUGGCAACAGUGUGGAUGGGACCUGCACCAUCUUCCUGCAGCCGGUUGACAACAAACCGCCUCAAAUAACCAACACUGGCUUUACAAUGUUCGAGAGAGACACCUACAUAAUUACAAGUGCCGAGCUGGAUGCCACGGACCCAGACACUGAUGGACCCCAGAUUACAUUUACGCUCUCUCAGCUUCCGAAACAUGGGCAGUUGCAGUACGCAGGUGUUACUAUAACUGAGGGAGAAGCAUUUAAUUUGAAUGAUAUAAGCAAUGGGAAAAUUGCAUAUGUGCACAACGGUGACGAGUCUACUAGUGAUUUAUUGAAAAUAGAUGUCAGUGAUGGAGUUCAUACAGUUACUAUCACUGUUAAGGUAACAGUGCGUCCUGUUGAUGAUGAAGUGCCAACUAUUACACUUCCAGUUGGAACCAUUGGAUCAUACUUAGAUGUGUUGGAGAAUGGAGCCACUGAAAUAACAACCAAUGUCAUCCAAGGAACCGAUGAAGACACAGAUGAUCUUCGGUUGACCUUCAUUGUUGAGGAUCAACCGCAACAGGGAGAGAUCUUAGUUAAUGGAAUCCCCUCUGAAAGUUUUACACAACAAGACAUCAUUAAUGGGGUUGUGAUUUAUGCUCAUACAGAUGGUGAGAUAGGACUGCAAAAGAAAGAAGAUUCUUUUAAUCUGACACUCACUGACAUGUCUGAUGAGUGGAACAUUGGAGGAAACAAAGUGCAAGGUGUCCGUGUACAGGUGACUGUCCUUCCUGUUGACAGUCAAGCUCCAAACGUUAUUGUGGGAAAGCAGUUUACUGUGGUUGAAGGUGAUAAAAACACAAUAUCGCAGCAACAUUUGAAAGCUGAAGAUUUUGAUACCCCCAAUGAUGAUAUUCUCUGCACUAUAAUCGUCCAACCGACUUCUGGCUAUGUCGAGAACAUUUCACCGGCUCCUGGGUCUGAGACAUCUCGUGCAGGAACAGCUAUCACUGCUUUCACUUUUAAAGAGAUACGUCUUGGACACAUUAAUUAUGUUCAGAGCAUUCACAAAACUGUUGAACCAGUGGAAGAUAGGUUUACAUUUCGCUGCUCUGAUGGAAUUAACUUCUCAGAGAGGCACUUUUUUCCAAUUGUUAUAAUACCCACAAAUGAUGAAAAACCAGACAUUUUCAUGAGAGAAUUUGUUGUAAUGGAAGGUAUGAGCCUCGUCAUUGACACUCCUAUUCUCAAUGCUGCAGAUGCUGAUGUCCCUGCCAAUGACUUAACUUUCUCCAUCAUUAAAGCACCAAAGCAUGGUCAGAUAGUAAAUCAGCUUACUACAGGCACUGUCCUUGUCAACAGUUUUACUUUAGAUCAGAUCAGAGAAGGUUCCAGCAUUGUUUAUGAGCAUGAUGAUUCCGAAACUAAGGAAGACAGCUUUGACAUUCGCCUUACAGAUGGGAAGUACAGUGUUGAAAAGACAGUAAUCAUUAUGGUUAUUCCACUUGAUGAUGAGACUCCAAGAAUGACCAUAAAUGAUGGGCUAGAAAUUGAGAUUGGAGAAACAAAAGUUGUAAAUAAUAACGUUCUUAAAGCUACAGACCUGGACUCAGAGGACAAAACUCUUGUGUACGUUAUACGUUAUGGACCUAAUCAAGGUCUCUUGCAACAACGUCUGCCUUCAGGGAAGUUUAAAAACAUUACAGUAGGAACAAACUUUACCCAGGAUGAUAUUGACAAGAAUUUGAUUCAGUAUACACAUACUGGCCAGGAAGGUAUCCGCGAUCUCAUCAAGUUUGAUGUCACCGAUGGCAUUAAUCCACUCAUUGAUCGUUAUUUUUAUGUUUCUAUUGGUGGUAUUGAUAUGAUCUUUCCUGAUGUGGUCAGUAAAGGUGUCUCACUAAAAGAAGGUGGAAAAGUAACUCUUACAACGGAUUUACUUAGUACCACAGAUCUGAAUAGCCCUGAUGAAAAUCUUCUUUUCAGUAUUACGCGAGCACCUGUUCGCGGUCACCUAGAAUGCACAGAUCAGCCUGGGAUACCUAUCACAACAUUCUCACAGCUUCAAUUAGCUGGUAACAAAAUCUACUAUAUUCACACAUCUGACGAUGAAGUGAAAAUGGACAGUUUUGAAUUUGAAGUCACAGAUGGAUACAACCCUGUGUUUCGUACUUUCAGAAUCUCUAUCAGUGACGUUGACAACAAAAAACCUGUCCUUACUUUCCAUGACUUGAUGGUGAAUGAAGGAGAGGUAAAACUAAUUACUCCAUUUGAACUGACUGUUGAAGACAGAGACACACCUGAUCACUUGCUGCGGUUUACUGUGACACAAGUUCCAGUUCACGGACAGCUGCUAUUUAACCGCACAACAUCCAUUACGUCUUUUACUAAGCAGGACUUGAAUGAAAACCUCAUCAGUUACAAGCAUGAUGGGACAGAAUUUUCUGAAGAUAGCUUUUCUUUCACAGUGACUGAUGGCACGCAUACGGACUUCUAUGUCUUCCCUGACACUGUCUUUGAAACACGAAAAUCACAGAUGAUGAGAAUACGAACAAUGCCCAUUGAUAAUGGAGUGCCUCAGAUUAUUGUGAAUAAAGGUGCCCCCACUCUUCGUGGCCUUACCACAGGACACCUUGGGUUUAUGAUUACCAGCAAAGCAUUAAAAGCUGAAGACCGUGAUAGUGUACAUAGUUCUUUGAGGUUCAAGAUUCUGGAAGGUCCUGAACAUGGAUAUCUUAUCCACAUGGGCAAAGGAAAUGAGAGUGUAACUGGAUUUACUCAAGGGGAAAUUGAUGACAUGAAGAUCUGCUAUGUAUUGAAAGAAGGGGACAAUGCGACAAGUGACGUAUUCCACUUUUCUGUCGAAGACAGUGGUGGUAAUAAGUUGAAGAAUCAACUUUUUCGUUUGAACUGGGCUUGGAUCUCCCUGGAAAAGGAGUACUACCUUAUAGAUGAGAAUUCAAAAUUCCUGGAGGUUACAUUAAAGCGCAGAGGUUAUCUGGGAGAAACAUCAUUUGUUGGCAUUGGUACAAAAGAUGGCACAGCUGAGAAGGAUAAGGAUUUCAGAGGAAAAUCCCAAAAACAGGUGCAGUUCAAUCCAGGUCAAACAACAGCAUCUUGGAGAGUACGGAUUUUGACAGAUAACGAAUAUGAACAGUCUGAAACAUUCCAAAUUGUACUUUCUGAGCCCGUCAUGGCUGUUCUGGAAUUCCCAGAGACUGCAACUGUGGAGAUUGUGGACCCGGGUGAUGAAUCGACGGUCUUUAUCCCCAAAUCUUCCUAUGCCAUUGAUGAAGAUAUUGGUGAGUUGUUAAUUCCAGUGAUGAGGACAGGAGAUACGAGUCAAGAACUGAUGGUUAUCUGUUCCACACAUCAAGGCAGUGCGACUGGCACUAUUCCAUCAAGUGUGCUGUCUUACUCAGACUACAUCACUCGAGCAGAGGAUCACAACAGUGUUAUUCGUUUUGACAAGGGCGAAACAGAGAAAUUAUGCCAUGUAGUCAUCAUUGAUGAUUCUCUGUAUGAAAAUAAGGAGACCUUUAACGUCACACUGAGUAUGGCCAUGGGGGGCAGAAUAGGAGUACAUCCAUUGACUCAGAUUAUCAUCCUCCCUGAUGUGAAUGACGAGCCAGUUUUUUACUUUGGAGACACUGAGUACCAGGUAGAUGAAAGUGAAGGCUACGUGGAAGUCCAGGUCUGGCGAACUGGAACAGACUUAUCCAAGACAGCAGCUGUAACUAUUCGAUCUCGCAAAACAGAACCAGCAUCAGCUGAAGCUGGCGUUGAUUAUGUAGGCAUCAGUCGCAACCUGGAUUUUGCUCCUGGAGUGAACAUGCAGACUUUCCGUGUUACAAUCCUUGAUGAUUUAGGUCAACCAGCUCUGGAAGGACCAGAGACAUUUGAACUGGUGCUGCGUAUGCCAGUGAAUGCCGUCCUUGGAGAACCCAGUAAAACCACAGUGCUCAUUAAUGACUCGGUGUCAGAUUUGCCAAAGGUACAAUUCAAGGAUGCAGCAUAUGUGGGAAAAGAGAAUGAUGGUCAGAUCACAGCAAUUGUUUACCGCAGUGGGGACACCAGCUACAAAUCCACAGUUCGGUGUUACACUCGUCAAGCAUCUGCUCAGGUCAUGAUGGAUUUUGAUGAGCGUCCCAACACCGAUGAUUCCAUCAUUACAUUUCUUCCAGGUGAAAUUGAGAAACCCUGCACUGUGACUUUAAAUGAUGAUACAAUACACGAGGAAGAUGAAGAUUUGAGAUUGGUGCUUGGAACUCCAAAGAGCGAGUCUCCAUAUGGAGCUUCAAUUGGGGAAAAGAAUGAAACAGUGAUAAAAAUCAAGGAUGGUGCAGACAAGGCUAUUAUUAAAUUUGGAGAGACCAAAUUCAGUAUCAGUGAACCGAAAGAACCCGGGCAGAUUGCAGUUGUAAAAAUUCCUGUACUUCGCCUUGGAGACACUUCAAAAGUUUCUAUUGUACGAGUCCACACAAAAGAUGGUUCUGCAACCUCAGGAGAAGACUACCAUCCUCUGUCAGAAGAAAUUGAAUUUAAAGCAAGUGAAACUGAGCACUUUGUGGAAGUUGAGGUGCUGUAUGACGGAGUGAGAGAAAUGCGAGAGGCCUUCACUGUCCACCUGAAACCCGAUGAGAACAUGGUGGCAGAAACUCAGAUAAGCAAAGCAAUUGUAUACAUCGAGGAGAUGAACAGCAUGGCUGAUGUCACAUUCCCAUCUGUCCCACAAGUUGUCUCACUGCUUAUAUAUGAUGACACAUCCAGAGCAGCAGAAACCCCUAGCCCUCCAGCAGGUUAUCCUGUUGUGUGCGUUACGGCCUGCAAUCCUAAAUAUUCUGAUUAUGACAAGACAGGCUCAAUAUGUACCAGUGAGAACAUCAAUGAUACCCUUACUCAUUACCGCUGGUUGGUGAGUGCCCCAACUGGCCCUGAUGGAGUGACUAGUCCUAUGAGAGAAGUCGACUCAAAUACCUUCUUCACCUCAUCCAAGAUAAUUACUCUGGACUCCAUCUACUUCCAAGCUGGUUCCCGAGUGCAGUGCGCUGCUCGAGCAGUUAAUUCCAAUGGGGAUGAAGGGCUUGAAUUAAUGAGCCCUAUUGUAUCGAUCAGCGUUGAGGAAGGUCUGUGCCAGCCCAGAGUACAAGGAGCAGUCGGUGCUGAACCUUUCUCUGCGAAGCUUCGUUACACAGGAUCCGAAGAUCCAGAUCAUCCCAAUCUCAUUAAAGUGACUGUAACAAUGCCUCACAUUGAUGGUAUGCUCCCGGUUAUCUCCACACGCCAGCUGUCUAACUUUGAACUCACUCUCAGCCCUGACGGCACUCGGGUUGGCAACCACAAGUGUUCUAACUUGCUGGACUACAAUGAAGUGAAGACACAUUAUGGCUUUUUGUCAGAUUCCACUAAAAACCCCGAGGUGAUUGGAGAGACUGCCCCAUACCAAUACAGUUCGUCACUGCGUGGAUCUUCUACACUCCGAUUCUACCGAAACCUCAACCUUGAAGCUUGUCUCUGGGAGUUUGAGAGUUUCUAUGAUAUGUCUGAACUGCUCACAGACUGUGGAGGCUCUAUUGGGACUGAUGGCCAGGUUUUAAACCUUGUGCAGUCCUACGUAACUCUGCGGGUGCCUCUUUAUGUCUCCUACGUUUUCCAUUCCCCAGUGGGUGUUGGUGGCUGGCAGCACUUUGACCUGCAAUCAGAGCUUCGUUUGACUUUUGUAUACGACACUGCCAUCUUGUGGAGGGAUGGAAUUGGCAGCCCACCAGAGGCUGAAUUGCAGGGUGCUCUUUACCCAACCAGCAUGCGGAUCAAUAGUGAAGGACGCCUGGUGGUGAAUUUCCGUACGGAUGCACGAUUCCGGGGUCUCUUUGUUAUGUCACAUGCUGCAUCACCACUGAGCUCCAUGGUUAUGUCAGCUGAUCAUCCAGGAUUGACCUUUACCCUCAGUUUAGUGCGGACUGAGCCAACGUACAAUCAUCCUGAGCAACAGUGGAGUUUUACUUCAGAUUUUGCUGUCCGUGAUUACUCAGGAACAUACACUGUGAAGCUUAUUCCUUGCGUCUCUGCUCCGAGCCAGGAGUAUACCAUCCCAAUCGUGUGCAAUCCAAGGGAGCCAAUAACCUUUGACCUUGACAUCAGGUUUCAGCAGGUGAGUGAUCCAGUUGCUGCUGAGUUCAGCCUGAAUACUCAAAUGUUCCUGUUAAAUAGAAAGGGUCUCUGGCUGUCGGACGGCUCUAUGGGAUUUGGAGAAGGCAGUGAUGUCGCUUUCACUGAAGGAUCAGUAGUCUAUGGACGUGUGAUGGUGGAUCCUGUGCAGAACCUGGGAGACUCUUUCCAUUGUAGUAUUGAGAAAGUGUUUCUGUGUACAGGAGCUGAUGGUUAUGUGCCCAAGUACAACCCAAUAAACAGUGAAUAUGGCUGCCUGGCCGACUCAUCUUCUCUCUUAUACAGGUUCAAAAUCCUGGAUAAGGCUCAGCCUGAGACACAGGAUCCGUAUUUUGGAAAUGUCGCAUUCAAUGCUAAACUUGCAAUAGAUGACACUGAAGCAAUUCCACUUUCCAGGCAGCCUGGAUCUGAUGGCUUUCGAAUUGACUCCUCCCCACUCUUCCAGGUUGCUGCUGGUCGUGAGUGGUAUAUUCAUGCCAUUUACACCGUGCGCUCUAGGGACACUGCUAGCAGAGGCAUUGGAAAGAGAAGUGUGGAAUAUCAUAUUCUUUCACAUUCUGGAAAUGUGAGCUCCAUGGGGCAUUCACGCCAGCAACGAUCAGUUAAAGAAGCUCCUCUACUGGCUGAGGACAUUGGCAUCGAGAACAACAGAGGAACCAACAUUCAGCAUAUUGCCUUGGACCGCAGCAACAGGAAGAAGGUUGUCGAGGAAGAGAUCUACCCUGAAGGAGCUGUUGCUAGAUCACCAAAUGACCGAGGUGACAAAAUUGGCAACGUUCCCAUUAUUGGAGGCUUUGCAGCCUUAAUCCUCGCUAUUUGUGUCGUCAUUAUCAUUGUCAUCAUGUUGAAGCGCAGAAAACAAUCAGAUAAGGGAGCAUACAAGAAAUCAUCCAGAGUCCAGACCAUGACUGCACAGAAUUAUCACAACGACAGUUCUGAGGUUUGAUCAACAUCAAGUUCUAACUCAGCCAACUCCAGAGUGCCUCAGAGGACUUGAACUGUGCCUUAUUACAAAGACCAGAAUGUUAUUUAUCCAAUUACUGUAGUCACUUGACUCCAGCUGUACUUGAAUGUUUGGUUUUGGAACCCAUGCAACAUCACAUUCACAGAAACUAGGUCAUGGGUCUCAAUUAUCAUUUUUGCACAGAAUUCAGCAAGUGACCUAAAAUGCACUGUCCAUCGAGAGGCACUGCACAGACUGCAUCACAUAUGUCAAGGGAGGAGGGGUGGGGCAGCCAAGGGUUAUGUGUGAAGGGAAUCCACUAUUUUUUAAAUUGCUUUCCCUGAUCAGGAUUAAAAGACGACUGUAUCUAAAGGUGCUAUUAGUCCUUUCCUAUUGUAAAGGAGAUUUAUUAACUUAUGUAGAUGAUGUAAAGACUGGAGGUGCAGUAGUUAGAAGACUCAAUAAAUCAAUUUUUUUAUGUUCUGUUUGUUUCUAGCUUGUAAAUGAGGAAGUCAGCAUUUUGUAGAAGAAUAUUGCAGCGCAGACAAAUGCACUGGAAGACUAACCAGUCAUGGAAUAGCAAAAUAGUUCCAAGGGAAGUGCCUUAUAAUCUUUGCAUCUCCUGAUAAAAUUUUAUAAAUACAAAAAAAAAUCACCUAGAGAUUGUUUUGUUCAUUUGGGAAUACUGAGGUGCUUUAGCUUGCACACCCUGUGGUCUGUAAGUUAUCCACAUGGUGCUUUCUUGUUUUAUAUCUUUAUUUAAAAUUCUUGGGCAGGUUCAGUUUAUUCAUUUCAUGUGUCACAUUAUGCUCUGAUCUGCAAGAAAGUGUAUUUACUGCAUGUGUACUGCUGUCACUAAGUAUUAUCUUGUGCUGCAUGAGGGAAUAGCAGAUGGUGGGUGUGUAAAUGUUUAGCGGGCUUGUUGUAACUGUCCUUGGUGGCCAAGGAUGUGCCUUCCUUAAAAUUAAAAAAAAGUCACCACAUCACUUUUUUUUUUCCAUAAUGGCAAGUGAAGUUAACUUCUGUAAGACUUCCUCACUAGGUCUGCUCUGAUCUACGGAAUAACUCUAGACCAAGGCCAGGUAAUCUCUGCACUGAUGCAAGAGUAGACCUAAUAAUUAGGUCUUCAGUAAUUGUGUGUGGCUUCAUACAAUGUUGUCGUUCUGACUACUUAGUGCAGUGAUACUAUCAUGUCAUAGGAAAAAAAAAUCACAAUAAAGCUAGUGGUAUUUGAUAUUUUCUGUUUCAGUUAAUUCAUCACUUCAAUUUAGUCCUGUCACCACUAAUUCAUCUAUAACUACCAGUACUUUAUUUUCAUGUUUUAAAUCUCAAAUCAUCUCUCCAGAAACAACCCCCCUUGGAUCCAAAUUUAAACUGUUUUUCUUUACACUUUGAGUGGAUGUAAUGUAAAGUUCACGUACAAAGUGCUAUAUUUUAUUGAGAUCCUAUUGACAACAGCAUACUGGCUACUUAGUCUUGUGUGUGCCUGCAGUGUAGUCAUGGUUAUUUCAUUAUAGAAUGUGUAGCGACAAAUUUUACAACAAAAAUGCUUCAAAAUACUCAACUGAUUGUAACAGUGGACUAUAUGAACACUGUAGGUGCUUUAUGUAUAAACUAUAGAAAAUCCUGAAAUAAUUCACUGUUCACUUGACUUUUUUUAUUUCUGCCUUGUUAUGCACCAUUAGUUCAUUUCAUUUUGUUUUAAGUAAUGUUUUAAAUCUGUCAUUGUAAUUCUUUAUGUAUGAUACCAACUCUCAUUUGAAGUAGGAAAACCAUGCAUUCGAUGGAAAUAGAAUUUAUCCAUGAAGCAUAAAAGGAUAAUUUGGUUAUUCUACACAUUUUGCUGCACUCUUAGCAACAUCUCUUGCCUGUUGUGUUUGGAAACUUGUUUGCAAAUCGAAUUAUUCCAUUGUGGGACACUGAUAUUUAAGCAAGAUUAUUUAAUUUUGCUUUCCUGGAAAGUAGUCAGUAUUAAACUUAUUGGCUGCAUAUUGUAACUAUUUGUAACACAUCAGCAAGUAUAAAGUUGGCAAAAAUCAUUUCUAGGAAUAAUGUAAAAAGCUGCAGCUAAAAAUUAUAAUUUUAACCCUUCCUUUCUUUUUUAGGAAUGUGUCAUAUUGCAUUCAAAUAAAAUAUUCUUUCUCCUACUUGUAAUAAAUAAAGUUGAUUUUACAAGAGCAUGUCCUAUUUUUCCCUCAGUCCAUGCUACAUUUCCUUUUUGUUUUCUGUGUAUUGAGUUCUUGUAAACUGGAAUUUCAGUGCUUAUAAGGUCUAUUUUAACUAUGUCAUUCAAAGGAAGAUUAUCAAAAGUCAAAAGUCACCAUUGUAGUGCCAUUUACAAAGGAUGUAUGGAACUUGCUUUAAUGUACUCUCAAUAAGCUUGCUCCUGUUCACCCUUGCAAGAGUGUUGAAAGGAGAAGUUAUUAACAGACCCUUUGUUUGGCCUUGCCAAUUCCACAUGUAAUAUUGAUAUAUUGAAUAUACAAUGAACGCAAGUCCUGACACAAACUUAAUGAUCACUUUUCUCAUGAGUGAACUUA